Messenger RNA from Columba livia (rock pigeon), 3285 nucleotides. RefSeq names its product LAS1 like ribosome biogenesis factor (gene LAS1L). Bases 22 to 1890 code for a protein of 622 amino acids. Gene Ontology annotation, biological process: maturation of LSU-rRNA; maturation of 5.8S rRNA. The record is from RefSeq and is a predicted model, not a curated record. Lineage: Eukaryota; Metazoa; Chordata; Aves; Columbiformes; Columbidae. The transcript has 14 exons. Gene Ontology annotation, cellular component: Las1 complex; preribosome, large subunit precursor. Gene Ontology annotation, molecular function: endonuclease activity.
CGGCGGGCCAGAGGCAGCGGCAUGGCGGGCGGUGCGGAGCCGGGCUCUCCCCGCGGCCGGCGGUGCUCGUCCCCGGCCCGCAAGCGGCUCAAGCCGCUGCGGACUGUGGUGGCGUGGAGGGGCCGGGCGGAGUGGGACCAGGUGAUGGUGGGGCUGUACUGCGGGGACAGCCGUCUGCAGCAGGAGGCGCUGGACCGGGUCUCGGCCUGGAAGAGUCGGUAUGGUCCCAAAAUGCCGCUUGCAGUGGAUUGCACUGCCGAACUGAUUCGCUGCAAGGUCCUGGAUUCAUCCGGCAGGUUGAAGUCGCAUGAGCUCAUCCUCUCCUAUGGGCUGGCGCUUGUGAGAUUUGUCAACUUGAUCACAGAAAGGAAACAGAAGAUGGUCAGCAUUCCGCUGAGACAAUUAGCCAGAGAGGUGGACAUCCCCAUCUGGGUGGUGGAUCUCCGCCAUGAGCUGACCCACGGGAAGCUGCCGCACCUGGCUCUGUGCCGCAGGGGUUGUGAUGUUGUGUUGGAGUGGCUACGAAAGACGUAUUGGAGUCGUCAGCUGGGCAAUAACUUGUGUGAAGAAAGCGAGGACGAGGACGAGGAGCAGGAGGGGGUGGAAGCAAAUGCCGAGCUGGACAGUGAUGCGUGGGAGAUUCAAACCCCACAGCAUGAGGCCUGUCAGAAACACAAGGAAUUCCAUGAAAAAGUCAGAGAUGUACUGAUAUCCUACAAGAAUGAGCAGUUUCGGGUUAUGCAGACUGUGCAGUCUGUGUCGAAGUCUCGAGAGCUGUGGUCCGAUUCCUCUUCAGAAGUGGAGUGGAUUUUGGCUCAGAUCAAAGACCUCAUGCAAGAGAACAGGGAGGCCGUGGCUGAAGCUCUUCUCAGCGAUGGCUUUCUCAUCCCCAAGAUGGAAUGUCUGAAGAUGCUCAAUAUCAAGUAUGAAGCAAAUAAAGAGGUUUGGCAAUUCAGAAUUCCCCAGACGUUUUACUGCUUUUGGCAGCCGUUGCUCACAGGCCUCCUUUCCCGAAGUUUUACACAGACCCUAAUAGAGAAAAUGUUCAUGGAGCUGAAGGAAUGUUCUGACUCUUCAGAGCUGCGGCCCCAGUUCCUGAUCAACUGGAUUUCUGAGCUGCUGACUGGCAUUGCCAGAGUGAACGCUGCAAAGAAAAAACAACAGUCUAACAAGCAGGUGUCUGGGAAGGACCUGUUCCUCCACAAAGUUCCUUUGCAGUGGAUAAGACUGACGGAUAACUGCUUGGAAGCUCCCUGCUGGGCAACCCCACACCUUCUGCAGCUGAUACUCACAGUCAUGAGACCUCGCUUGUCACGUUCUUCACGGAAGAACCUUCUCUAUCUCGCUUCUGUUUACACGGAAGGGGCUGGCCCCUUGUCCUGCACAGGCCUCUCUUCAGACUGCGGUGAACAGCCAGUUUACACUAUUGAGAGCUUACAGUGGAGGGCCAAGCAAGAAAAUCAGGUUAAAAAUCAAGGGCAAACUGUAGAGGAACAAGAAGAUGUACUGGAGAGAAAUGAUGAUGUAGAGGAGGUGGAGGAGGAAGAAGAGAUGGUGACUGAAACAAAUCCUUUGGAAGGACUCGCUCAUCCUGGUAACGUGGUGGCUCUGGCUGAGAAAAGGGCAGCGCUGCAGGGGUCCGCCUGGCAGGUCACUGCAGAUGAAGUGCAGUGGAAAGACUUCCCUCUUGGGAAGCUCCCAGGUCAGACAGAUGACCCUGAUGGUCUCAUGUUGGACAAUUAUUCCAUGAUGUCUCUGCUCGAUCAGCCGGCGAGAGAUGAGUGGAAAACACCCAGUACAAGCUCUGCGGAACUGAAUGUCCCUGGGUCAGGACUGUUAUGGACCCAGAAUGACUUCCAUAAAAUAAAGAGCGGCCUCCAGCUUUUCUAAGACAGGAGAGUGCUCUGCAGCUUCGGUAUCGCACCAGGUCCUCGUUAACUGGACUGUGGAGCCCCUCAUAUUUCAGUGACGCCAAUAUUGUCCUGUAUGAUUUUCCAGGAUGAGAUUGUGCUGCGGUUUUCUCUAACUAGGAUUCCAUACGGAGCUUCGGGGAUCAAGCCAAGUUAUAACAUGGAUGAACACACUAUAGGGCAGUAAAUACCAUCAAAAAUGUUUUUCUCACCAUUUUUUUCAAGUGCUGGUUUGAGGACACUUUGUGUUUGCUGUUACUUCUGUCAGGAUUUUGCUGAGGUUGGUAACUAACACUCUGGUCCUCGCUGGAGCUGCUGUGAUUCCUGCAGAAAUGGACUCGAGUACCUUCUUGGACAGUUGCUGAGAAAAAAAGACUUCCAGCUAGUUUUUCCUAGAUUUGGUUUUUCUGUAUUAAAGGUUCUCAGAACUUGGAGGUUUUUGCAAUCACCCAUCAAAAACUGGAGUUUAAGCGUAUCUUUAUCGCAGGACUCUGCAGGAAGGAUUUGCUGGAGCGCACUUUUCCAGAGCCCGUCUCGGCAGUCUGAUAACCGGCGCUAUUGCAAACGGAACGGGCGCAGGAGCCAGCGCAGCCUUGUGAAACGGAGCCUCUCGUUCCUUGGAGCUGCUGCCGACAGGAUGGGCUGAUGUUCCGCUCAGAGGUGCGGCAGCUGACGCUGGAGAGCACUGAAGUGCAAGUUAGAACAGCAGUUCCACGGGUGCCUGGGGCUGGCUCUCACAGAAAGGCUUAGUUAAAUGUCCAUAAUAUAACUAUUAUUUCUUUGUUCUGCUUUUGGCAUCCUGCUCUACUGCAGCUACUCUUUACCAGACAGCCCAAAGUUGUUUAAAAUGGAAGAUACCUUGUACUUCCUUCUCUAAAAACAAGCAGUGCUAAUGUGGAAGAACACAAACUUCUCUUUCUCUUAGGAGCGAUUUUUCAUGUAAGCCCUUCCCCUUUCUGGUAUUUUUAGAAAUUUUUCCUUUUACCCAGCAGUUCCUCAGGAAAUUUUGAGGGAAGAGGAUUUGUUCUUUUAUUACUGUAUUGGGUAGAGUAUGAAAUUUCUUAAAUGAUUGUCUUUGGUACUUCUGAGUCUGCCACUGCAAACGUAACAGUUCAAAGAGGAAAGAGUGAUGCUGGUAAAAUACUGUGUUACAUAGAAUUUUUUUGCCCUACAGUAAAAGUUUACUUAGUAAAAUUUGUCUGUUUUCAACGUGCUAACUCUGUACUUUGCCUGAAGCUCAUUCUGUGGGAGCAGGAGCGGCAGCAGUGGGGUUUUCCUAAAUUACUUGACUUUUCCUUCUUGAGAUUGCUUUCUCCUGUACAUUUUGGGCUCUUGCCUAAGGAGGGUUACAAAAUAAAAAGCUAGAAACCAAUAA